Molecule: messenger RNA, 1774 nt
Organism: Mycetomoellerius zeteki
Lineage: Eukaryota; Metazoa; Arthropoda; Insecta; Hymenoptera; Formicidae
Gene: mthl1
Product: adhesion G-protein coupled receptor methuselah-like 1
Exons: 8
Coding region: 1-1707 (568 amino acids)
Biological process (GO): G protein-coupled receptor signaling pathway; cell surface receptor signaling pathway
Cellular component (GO): membrane
Molecular function (GO): G protein-coupled receptor activity
Source: RefSeq, a predicted model, not a curated record
AUGAGGGCGUUCGUAUUCGCGCUCAUCGCGACGAUCGCGACGGUUGUCGUUUCGGAGCCGAACGACCUGGCGAAAUCGCAGUUGAGGAUCUUCAAGUGUUGUCGAUAUGGCGAGGAGCUAAUUAAUGACGACGCGAACAGCAACGCGUUGCCGCGCUGCGUGCCAACGGAGAACAAGUGGAAAACUUUCAUUUUCUCGUUCGAGGAAAAGAAUUUCGUUGAACUGCCUGCCGAAUGGUACGUUAUCGAUGGCCAACGGCCGAAAUGCGACAACCGCUCGGAGCUGGUUCACGUACCAAACCGGCAUGCCAAUCCGUUCAUCCUGUUCACAAACGGUGAAGCGGUGCUCGAGCUCGAUCAAGCCAGUCAAGGUCCCUACUUUCCUCCCAGUCACUACUGCUCCGAUUCGAACGCCCUGCUCGUAUGCAUGCCGAAAAAAUCGGCAGGCAAUCACGCCGCCGCGACCAUGAGGCCGCGAGUGCGUCGUUGCUGCGGCGAGAAUGCCAGUUUCCACGAAGGCGGAAAUACCUGCGUAAUCAUGAAAGAGACUGCGGAUGCACCACCUUUACUUCCGAACGCAUCGUCCGCCAUCGAAAUCGUGACCGGAUUUCCUAACUGCCCAAAAUCCGACAAUUUCACGAUCGUCGGAAAUGCAAUGGAAGCUGAGAUGCAACCCGAUGGCAGCUUGGAGAUAAAUGGGGUCGUUUUACCUAACGGCCAGUUCUGCGUUGAAAGAAUUAAGGAACUCAACCAGAUCUCCAAGGUGUUCGCCUGUCCGGAACAUGCACCACAAAGACCUGCGGUAAAAGCAACGGACAUCAGAUUCACCCUGUAUCCCGUGGGUUUCAUCAUUAGCGCUCUCUUCCUGGCUGCUACUCUAGCGGCCGGUUGUUUACUGCCGGCCUCUCAUCACGUUUUGCAUUGGCGUUGCCAGACUCAUCAUGUCGCCUGUCUGAUGAUGGGCGAUAUUCUCAUGGCCAUCAUUCAACUCGCUGGGGAUUCCCUUCAUGGUGCAAGCUGCAAAGCGUUCGCGAUUAUGGCACACUUUUUCUUCCUGGCUGCUUUCUUCUGGCUGAAUACGAUGUGCUUCAACAUCUGGUGGACGUUCAGGGAUUUGCGACCAGUGAGCUUGGAAAAAGGUCAAGAGACCCUUAGGCUCAGGGUCUAUGCCUGCUACGCCUGGGGUGGGCCCUUCCUUGUCGCCGGUUUGGCUGCGCUUCUGGACCAUCUACCGCCUCAACCACAGUACACAUUUCUGAGGCCUCGCUUCGGUGAGAAGCAGUGUUGGUUCUACGGUGACAUGGAAAUCCUGGCGUAUUUCUUUGGACCAAUCGGAGUGCUUCUAGCUGUAAAUCUUAUGUUUUUCGCUGUAACUGCUCGCGAAUUGACGUGCGGUCUCUGGAAAGGCGAAUUCGUGAAAAGCACUACCGAGAGAGCGACGCUGGGCCGAAUAUGUAUGAAGCUGGUGAUUGUGAUGGGUAUUACCUGGGUUGCCGACGUCGUCUCAUGGGCUGUCGGCGGUCCGCAAUACAUCUGGUACUUCACCGAUCUGAUAAACGCCUUCCAGGGAGUGUUGAUUUUUGCGCAAACCAACGCCGGGAGACAGGGUAACGGUCACAGCACAACCAGCCACGGGAUGCCUAGCAUGGGUGACAGCGUAACGCAAAAUCCGAGCACUAAAACUGCUCCGUUAGAAACCAUCUGCUAGAAUGGGUUCUCCCUCCGAGUCGAUCUUUCGGCACUUAAAAAUCUCUCAUCAGUCAUCUCUGGUGAAA